Messenger RNA from Nicotiana tabacum (common tobacco), 2238 nucleotides. NCBI's taxonomy places the organism in Eukaryota, Viridiplantae, Streptophyta, Magnoliopsida, Solanales, Solanaceae. The record is from RefSeq and is a predicted model, not a curated record.
AUGGAGGGAGCUUCAACAUAUAAAAGAACUCUACAACUGAAAAUCUCGUCGAGUAUGAGGCAAAGGAGAAGUGGUUACGAGCCAUCAGAUACUGAGACAGACUGGACGUUGGACAGUCCACACCGUGAAGCAAAUGCAAACAAUGAAAAAGAAAUACAUCUUGAAGAACCUGAAAGCGAAGAGCAAAAUCUAGCAUUGCAGAAAGCAAAGGACAAUAAUUUUUUGAAUGUAAGCCGGAGGACUAAUGUCCCCAGUCCUGCUCGAAGGAGAACUACUAAGUCUCCUUAUAAGCCUCGUAGAGAUACCGAUGAUGAUGUUCAUUCUCCUGCAAAAGCUUUGCCAAGAAGUGUUAGCACAUUUGCACGCAGGCCUGAUUUAUAUUCUCGUAGAAAUGUUAGUUCUUUUCAAAAAUCUGAGUACCAUAGACAUACAUCUCCAUAUAAAUAUGAGGAUGAAUUUGCUGAUUCAAAUAGAAAGCAAAACAAUGUCCAUAGUAGACUCGGUGAGAAAUCAAAUUAUAAUCGCAGGUAUGCUUCUGCUCCUAGACCUGACAGACAACAUAGGUUUGAUGCUUCUAAGGAGCGAAGGAAAGCAGAUAAGACGCUGUCCCAAUUGCCAAAUAGGAGCUUGUCGCGGAAAGAGAGGGAAACUCUGAAUAAGCAUGGACCUACAGGAGGUGAACUAAAUGAAAUGAUUGCCAAAGCAAAGAUUUCUGGAAGCAGUACAGGCGUUAAUCAUAUGUUUGAAAGCACAGAAACCAUUGCACCUGGUGAUAUUUUCUUUUCUCAGGAUUAUGCAGCCUUGACUAUGCAGCAGAUUACUGAAAACAAAUCCAAUAAAAAGACUCAGGUACUGACUGAUAGGAAUGUUGUACUAUCUGUGAAAACACCUGCCAAUUUUAAUAAUCAGAGUAGCAGAAGGAAUUUAUCGAGUAAUACUAUGACUCGACCAACUAUGAGCGCGAGCUCUUCAGUAAGUAGGCAGAGCAGCACUUUGAGUGAGGCUAGUGGAAGGACAACUGCAAGUAUGAAAAGGUUCACGGCGAACAGGCAAAAGAAGCAAUCAGAAGCAUGGUUUUCUUGUCUCAACAAGGGAUCUUGUAGAACCUCAAGAAGAGAAUCUCCAGAAAGAGGGCGCCCGAUUGAUGAAGCUUUAGUUAUUGCCAAGGCAUCUAUAGUUGAAAGCCUGAGACCCUUUUGGGCUGAUAGGUAUCAACCUGUUUCACUAGAAGAAUUCACUUGCCACAAGCAAGAAGCUUUACUACUUAAAGACCUGGUUUCUUCAAAUGAAACCUUUCCACAAAUCUUAUUCAAGGGACCUUCUGGCUCUGGGAAGAGAACUCUCGCGAUUGCUCUUCUUCAUGAAAUCUAUGGAGAUGCAAUCUGCAAUGAAACAAGGCCAGUGCAAGUUGUUGUACCAGUAAGCUCAAGUCCUCACCAUAUAGAGCUGAACGUUCGAUUGGAACCUAAUGCUAGAUAUGCAAUAAUGGCUUUUGUUAAGCAAAUAAGUAGCGAGUAUGCACUGACCCCUGAAAUCAGCAGAGUGAAUAUGAAGGCUGAUUACAAAGUAAUAGUUCUGUAUAAUGUGGACAAAGCUGCAGAGAACAUACAGCACCUAAUAAAAUGGAUAAUGGACUGCUAUUCAGAUGCUUGCAAACUCAUUCUCUGCUGUGAAGAUGAUGUAUCCAUACUUGACUCAGUGAAAAGCCACACCAAAGUUGUUGAACUAUCAGCUCCUGUAACUCAUGAAAUCAUGGAAGUUCUUACUCAGAUAGCAAGAAAGGAAGAUUUUGAACUACCAAUGGGCUUCGCGGCUAAGAUAGCUGCCAAAUCAAAGCAAAACCUGAGGAGAGCAAUUAUGGCUCUUGAAGCCUGCAAAGCGCACAACUAUCCCUUUGCCGAAGACCAACCAAUUUCAAUAGGAUGGGAAGAUAUUGUAAUAGAACUUGCAGCAGAAAUUCUAGCUGAUCCCACCACAACGAGGUUAUUCUCUGCGCGGGGAAAGUUUCAAAAACUUCUGGUGGAGUUUGUACAUCCAAAACUUAUUCUCCUGAAACUAGUUGAAGAAUUCCUUAAAAGGGUUGAUGCUGGUAUAAUAAGGGAAAUUUAUUAUUGGCAUGCUUAUUAUGAGAAAAGGCUUCCUCUUGGAACAAGUGCUUUGUUAAAAUUAGAAGAAUUUGUGGCAAAAUUUAUGAGCAUUAACAGGAAAAAUUUCGGCAACCGUCAGCAGUUUCACUAA